UUCCUGGAGCUGGGGGGACUGUCUGCCACGAGAGGGACAGGACGUGGAGCAGAGGGGGUGAUUCUGCAGCUGUCACUGGUUCCCCCCACCUUGGGGGAUGAAGUGGUGACUGACUGCACCCCGCACCCCCUGUCCCUGCGCUGCCGGGGUUGGAGCUGGAGAUCUGGGGAUCAAAACUGAGCCCGGGAAGAUGGGAGGUGGGGGAGGAGAUUUAAGACAGGGUAAUGCUCCUGACCGUCCCACUCUGUCUGUGAAGCGUUGGGUCUGUGCUUGAAUUAAAGCAGAGGGGAUUUUUCCUUCCCCAAACAGAACAGUAAUGGGAGAGUCGCCCCCCCUUGUACUUAUCUCUGUUCCUGAGCCUCUGGGUUCAUUUUCUCCUUCCCAGCGCUGGGGGGGGAAGGGGGGAGUGAGUGGCCGUGUGGGGCUCAGUUGUCCCCUGGGCUCAACUAAGGACAGGGGACGGUUAAAAUAGCCGGGAGGACGGAGGUGGGUUCUGGACCUGGGCCCGAGUGAUCCCGGCUGGGGCUGAUCUAAAAAGAGCGAGCAGCUGCUUCUCGCCUCUCCUGCUGACGGCAGAAGCUGGGGAGCAGCACCCCGACACCACACCUGCCGUGGGGAGCUGGUAACGCUUCCAGCUGGGGCUCAGGUAACGGGGUGGGGCUCUCGACGGUGCCGGGAGGGGUCCCUGGCUGGCUGGUGAUUCCCCCAGCCUGCCCUGCUCUCUCCGCAGCCCACUCCCCGCGCCGCCACUGCUCUCACUCCCCCACCUCUGCUUGCGGAGGAUCCGGCUGCUCCCCAGCCCUGCGGCAGACGGGGGCUUCCCCCGGGGCGGCUCUGCCCCCCAUGGGGCAUCUGGCACUGGGUUUGGUGCUGCUGGCCGGGACCCUCGCCGCCAGCAGCCCCCCGCGCCAGCGAGACCUCGACCCCCUCCAGGAGGUGGCACUGGACAUGGCCCCCAACUCCUUUGAUGACCAGUACCGCGGCUGCAGCCACUUGAUGGAGGAGGAGCUGGAGGAGCUCAACCGCACCGAGAUCGCCAUCAACAACAUCUACGCCAAGGCCUGGACCCACGCCGCUGCCGAAUGGCGGAUCCGGCAGGGCCACGUCCCCCGGCCGCCGGCGCUGCGGCCGGAGCACGCGGUCGCCCUCCUGGCGUACACGACGCAGGAACCCCUGUACCGGGAGUUCAACGCGGCCGUGCGCGAGGCUGGGCGCUCCCGCAAGUAAUGUCGGGGCAUCUUUCACUUCAAGGUGCUGCAUUUCCUCCUGACCGAGGCCCUGCGUGUCCUGCGCGAGGCCCAGCCCCGCCGCUGCCACCGCGUCUACCGGGGCGUGCCAGGCAUCUGCUUCAGCGCCCAGCAGCACCAGUCCAUGCGCUUCGGCCAGUUCACAUCCACCUCCCUCCAGUACAAUAUCAGCCAGCUCUUUGGCCAGGACACCAUCUUCUUGGUGGAGACCUGCUACGGCGCCCACAUCAGCAACUUCUCCUCCUUCCCUGGGGAGGAGGAGGUCCUCAUCCCGCCCUUCAAGAGCUUCGAGGUCACCGACGUGGCCCACCAUGGGAACGGAGCCCUCAUCCAGCUCCGCUCCCGGGAUGCACGCAGCACCUGUAACUGUGAGCUGGUGAAAGGUGACGUCCCCACUGCUAGGCGGGGGGGACAGGCGGUGGCGCUGUCCCACCAGCUCUGCUGGGAAGGGGGGGUCUUGCCCGUGGGGAGGGUCACGGGGGGAGUUUGCCUGCACUCUGUGGGUGGGGGUCAGGGACGGAUCCUGCCCUCUGUGGGCACCGGAGCCACCUCCCAGGACACGGGUGACACCGGGCAGCCUCGAUGA
Messenger RNA from Athene cunicularia (burrowing owl), 1833 nucleotides. RefSeq names its product ADP-ribosyltransferase 1 (gene ART1). Lineage: Eukaryota; Metazoa; Chordata; Aves; Strigiformes; Strigidae. The transcript has 2 exons. The record is from RefSeq and is a predicted model, not a curated record. Gene Ontology annotation, molecular function: NAD+-protein-arginine ADP-ribosyltransferase activity; NAD+ poly-ADP-ribosyltransferase activity.